AUGGCUGCCGCUCAGUUGGCAGAAUGGCUGCGCUUCAAUGCCUCUGCACCUGCCGUCAAGCCUACUAUGUUGCCAGCAUCAUACUACCAGUUUCCACCCUCAAAUGAACCGACGACUCUGCCUCCUCCUCCAAACCAUUCCAACUUCGCGCAUCCUUUCACCAUCCCAUCCGAUAUCUACAACAACCUACUGUCUGCGCACGUGCCCAUCACCAUCGCUCUGGUCUACGCUUCCAUUGUGACGGUACUGAACUCAGUCAAUCGCAAUCGCAAGUACAAGCCAUGGGCCAUCAGCAGGACAAGGCUGUUCAAGCUGUUUGUGAUCCUCCACAAUCUUUGCCUCGCCAUCUAUUCGGCAUGGACAUUUGUGGGCAUGGUAAAUGCACUACGCUUGGCUCUACCUGCCUUGAACCAGAAUACUCCUCUCAGCGCGACCGUCGAUGCUCUCUGCAAACUACACGGCCCCCGAGGACAUGGCAAUGCUGUAACCUAUAAUUCAACUACCAGUGUUUGGGGAUUCACCAAUCGAAUCUUUCACCUUGCUGCAGAUGGACUCGCACCAGAGACGACCGAUGUGGGCAGGAUUUGGAAUGAGGGUCUGGCGUUCUAUGGUUGGAUCUUCUACCUGUCCAAAUUUUACGAGGUCAUUGACACCUUCAUCAUCCUGGCCAAGGGCAAGAAGAGCAGCUUCCUCCAGACAUACCACCAUGCUGGGGCAAUGUUGUCAAUGUGGGCUGGUAUUCGAUACAUGUCCCCUCCCAUUUGGAUGUUUGUUCUGGUCAAUUCGGCCAUCCAUGCCAUCAUGUAUACCUUUUACUUGAUGUCCACAAUCGGAGUCCGCGUCCCGAAAUGGUUUAAGCAAACAUUGACGACACUACAAAUUUCACAAUUUGUUGUCGGUGUUUUCUACGCUUUUACUCACCUGUUUGUGGCCUACCAAAUACCGGUCAGUGUGCCAUACCUCUAUCGUCUCGGAACCGCAGCCUCUUCAGUUCUUGCAAAUGCCCCGAGCAGCGUUUCUUCGGCCGUGUCGAUUGCUACUUCUACUGCAUCUGCCGGUACAGGGGCUUGGCUCAAGAAAAUUGCUCUACGCGCCGCUGGCCACGAAGGUUUGGCAGAGAAUGUGCUUAACGAACAGGGUCGACCUUUUGGUAUCGACGCGAUCCAUAUUGCUGAGGAUCUUGUGAACAAGGAAGAGACUCGGUAUAGAGAUGAGCUUCAAUGGGUCAACUGCCUCGAUACAAGUGGUCAAGUCUUCGCAAUUCUUGUGAAUGUCGUAUACCUUCUUCCACUGACAUGGCUUUUCGCUCAAUUCUUCAUCACAUCUUAUCUCAAACGGGUUGAAAGAAGAAGAAGCAGUACAGCUAGCGAGAUGGCAAACACUGCGCGUCUCAGCCUUAGAGAUGCUUCCAAGGGAGUCGCGCGCAGAUUGAGCGAGGCUGUUGAAGAGAUGCACACCACUUCCGGCGACAUUGGAGAUGAUGCAGUAUUCGUGGAUGGUGAUGAAGUUAAGAGAGAAUUCAGAGAAUCUAUUGAAAAAGCCAAGCAGGGCAUCUCUCAGGGUGCUACAAAGUUAAAAAACUCCGCACAGGGUCCAAAUGCCGAGAAAGUCAAGCAGGAAGUACAACGGGAUCUCGAGAAACUCCGCAAGAAUGCUCACGGCGCAGCUGACAAAGUUGUGGCAGCGGUUACGGACAAGAAAAAGCAACAAGAUGUCAAAGCCAAGGCACAGAAUGUCAAAGACACUGUGACCGAGGCUGUAGACUCCGCGGCUCAGAAUGUUAAGCCCACAGUGGAGAAGGCUGCCGACAGUGUUAAACCAGCUGUAGAAAAUGCAGCUGAUACGGCAAAGUCAGUUGGCAACAAAGCCGUGGAGACAGCCGGCUCGGCAUCUGAGAAAGCUACGAAGAUCCCUAAAGCCGUAUCUCAGAAGGCGAAUGAACAACGCGGUGGAAAUGGUUCAUCAACAAAGGAUAACGUGAGAUCAGGUGCCGACGACAAAGAAGGAGCCAAGACUGAAACACCUGCAUCUUCACCGGAACCACAGGAGUCCUCAAACGAAAGUGGCACCGGCGCCGAAGAGGCGACCGGUGGUCAGGGGAAGGCAUCAACAUCGGAGGACGUAGGGAAGGAGAGCAGCAAAGCCUCACCCAAGAAGCUCAGCAGGAAAGAAAAGAAAAAGAAGACGGAGGACAAGAUCAUUGAUGAGAGCAAAGUUGUCAGAGCUGAGGAAGUCAACACCGAUACUGGUGCGAGCACCACCAAGGAAGAGACCAAGGACAUUAAGGCUGAAAAGUCAGGUGAUGGAGAGGUCGAGGCUGAGGCUCCAAGCGAAGUUAGAGAGGGUACGAGCUUUGCUGACGCCGUCAAGGAGUGA
Messenger RNA from Exophiala bonariae, 2376 nucleotides. RefSeq lists its product as uncharacterized. The record is from RefSeq and is a predicted model, not a curated record. Gene Ontology annotation, cellular component: endoplasmic reticulum membrane. Lineage: Eukaryota; Fungi; Ascomycota; Eurotiomycetes; Chaetothyriales; Herpotrichiellaceae. Gene Ontology annotation, biological process: fatty acid elongation, monounsaturated fatty acid; fatty acid elongation, saturated fatty acid; fatty acid elongation, polyunsaturated fatty acid. Gene Ontology annotation, molecular function: fatty acid elongase activity. Bases 1 to 2376 code for a protein of 791 amino acids. The transcript is spliced from 2 exons.